Messenger RNA from Jatropha curcas, 1279 nucleotides. NCBI's taxonomy places the organism in Eukaryota, Viridiplantae, Streptophyta, Magnoliopsida, Malpighiales, Euphorbiaceae. The record is from RefSeq and is a predicted model, not a curated record.
CAAAAGCCCAACUGCUCGUCGUUUUCAUCAAGUCGGUCGCAUUUGCACUUUUCAAGUUUCAACCAGAGUUAACGCGCCAAUCGUCUCUGUUUUACAUCUCCGAACAAGUGUCUCUCGCUCUCUGCCUCUCUCUCCCUGUUGAUGCAAAACAAGGUAGAGCUAUAUUCAAAAAAAAAAAAAAAAAAAAAAAAGCAGGAAAGACUAGAAUGGGUGAUCACCUAGCUAAAGGAAAUGAAUUCGAGAAGAAAGCAGAGAAGAAGAUCAGUGGCUGGGGUUUAUUCAGUUCUAGAUACGAAGAUGCUGCUGACUUGUUCGCUAAAUCAGCCAAUCACUUUAAACUCGCCAAAUCUUGGGAUAAAGCUGGAUCAGUUUUCCUCAAAUUGUCAAAUUGUCAUUUGAAGUCGAAUAGCAAGCACGAGGCAGCCACAGCUUAUGUAGACGCUGCAAAUUGCUACAAGAAAACAUCGAUUAAAGGUGCUAUAUCGUGUUUUGGGCAAGCUGUGGAUAUUUUUUUGGAGAUGGGCAGGUAUAGCAUGGCUGCAAAGAAUUGCAAGGAAAUUGGUGAGUUGUAUGAGCACGAGGAUAAUAUUGAAGAGGCUAUUAUAUAUUUCGAACGAGCUGCUGAUUAUUUUGAAUAUCAAGAUGCAAGCUCCUCUGCUAACCAGUGCAAGCAGAAAGUUGCGCAAUUUUCUGCACAACUUGGACAAUAUCAGAAAGCCAUUGACAUAUACGAAGAGAUAGCACGACAGUCGCUCAACAAUAACUUGCUAAAAUAUGGAGUAAGAGGACAUCUUCUUAAUGCAGGCCUUUGCCACCUUUGUAGAAGCGAGUUUGCAAUAACCAAUGCAUUGGAGCGAUAUGAGGAAUUGGAUCCAACUUUUUCUAGAACUCGGGAGUACAAAUUUUUAUCUGAUUUAGCUCUCGCAAUUGAUGAGGAGGAUGUUGCAAAAUUCACUACCAUCGUCAAGGAAUUUGAUAGCAUCACCAAACUGGAUUCUUGGAAGGUCACUCUGCUGUUGAGAAUAAAAGAUGCUCUCAAGGCCAAAGAAUUAGAGGAGGAUGAUUUGACCUGAAUUAUCGAACAGACUUUCUCUCUCUCUUUCUCUUUGUCAAUUUGGUAAAUGGCUAUUAGCGUUUGUAUAUAAUUUUUAGUUUGAGAAAAUAUUUUAUAUUGUUUGAUUGUAAGAUUCGUUAAAAAUAUUUUUCUAAUUCUCUUUAUGUAUUGGAGAAAUUACUUUGAUAAUAAUAUUGAGGCUUUCUUGGAACUGUUUUUUCAAAA